UCGUUUCGUUAAUCGAAAACGCACAAAUCAAAAGCUGAACCGGCAUAGCACUAUGUCAGGCGCAAACGUAUGGACGCGAAGUCGAGAGAGAAUGAAACGAUUCCCGGAGCUGUUUGCCCAGUGUGGCCCAGAGGCAACAGCUUAUGGGAAAUGCGUGACUGCAACCACCACAAGUAAAGAGGAGCUGAGAAAGGACCUUUGCAUAAGAGAAUUUGAGGCGCUGAAAACUUGUAUACUGUCUGCGGCUAAGAAGACUGUGAAGUAGCUACCUGCUACAGCCAGUGUCCCCUAUUGUAAGAAGAGCGCCUCCCACUGGAUGUCGGUGUCAUGGCAUCGGAUCAGCUGCUACUGCUGCACGUGACACACCGACAUUCCUGAAAAGGACAGUAUAGGGAGUAAUCUCAGUUUUCAUAUGGGGGCGACAUUUCUGUACGGGUGUAAAGUGUAAAUAUAAUGUACUGUGUGAGCGUACGAUUGUUCCGGUUGUAAAGCGAAAGCAAUGCCAAGAUGUGCGUUUGAAAUGAUUGGGCAAAUGAAAUAAAUCGUGUUCUUAUUGA
Messenger RNA from Brienomyrus brachyistius, 557 nucleotides. RefSeq names its product NADH:ubiquinone oxidoreductase complex assembly factor 8 (gene ndufaf8). The transcript has 3 exons. Gene Ontology annotation, biological process: mitochondrial respiratory chain complex I assembly. Lineage: Eukaryota; Metazoa; Chordata; Actinopteri; Osteoglossiformes; Mormyridae. The coding region runs from base 53 to 265 and encodes 70 amino acids. The record is from RefSeq and is a predicted model, not a curated record. Gene Ontology annotation, cellular component: mitochondrion.